UGCAUGAAUAACCUAGCCUGACAAUUAGUUCUCCUAAACGCGGUUUUGAAUUACUUGCCAUUUGCUACUAUUUGUGCUAUACCCAACGAAGGCGGAUGUUAUGAAGCCCAACUCUUUACUCGAAAAUUCAACGAAACUAAGCCAACACCCUGAAUAUCAGGUUACCAGACACCACACGACCGUAGUUAAUGUUCCCGCUCGUCAUUUGCAAUAGAAAGCAAGCAAAUCAUUGCAGUUAGGGUUAUCAAGUCACAUAACCGACGGGCCAUCUCCGUUCCAGCUUCACUAUCUCCACCUCCACUCUCUCUCUAUCCCAUCGUAUCGUCGCUGGUUAAGCUCUCCCCCGCUAAUUUCUAAAGUGGACUACCCGCGCUAUGGAAAAACUGGGGUGGAACUUCGUGGUUCCUAGCAAAUCAGGCCUUCGGCCCGUUGAGGCCUUUACCUAGGCAAAAUGGCGGUUCUGCUACCGGUCGGUUUGGGCGCCUACCUGUCUACGAUGGAGAUGAGCCGAGGAUAUGAUAGUCCAGUGGGGGAAGUUGUUGGGGGAUAAGAGAGUCGCAGCAUAGCUAGCUAUCUUUGGCUUUCUGGUGUAGAGAGUUCCUAUACCCCCGCUUAAUACUUUCUUUCUCUUUGUUCAAUCUCUAUGCUGUCUUGAGCGGCGAUAGACUUGAAUCUUGUGUUACGCCGUUGUAGUUGACACCUUUCUUCCGGCUGUGUUUCAAUUGCCGGUUGAAAUUCCGGCACAUCCCAAGUGCCUGGACACUCUUGUGUCCAGUAACAGUAACCCCUUUCUGAGGAACAGAGAGCACUUCCCGUUGUCACGAAGAAGAGGAGUGUGAUACACUUGAAAUAAGAUGGUCUUGGCUACUGCUGCCGCCGUUGCUGGUGUCGGUGCCUUGGGGGCCUAUCUUGAUGGCAAGUACCAGCUCAGAAAGGACAUCUACACGGUCCAUCGGACCAGUCGCAGUGAACGUAUUGCUGUCCGUGCGACGGCCGAAGGUCGGUUAAAUGUGUGGUAUGUCUUCAAGGCCGUCGUCAAACAGUUCCCCGAUGCGCUCUGUAUUUGGUCAAGGACCGGCUCCUAUACCUUCCAGCAGGUUCUCGAUAUUGCCUGCCAGUAUGGCAACUAUUUCCUUUCUAUUGGCGUGAAGCGUGGCCAGCUGGUGGCAUUCUAUCUGCAGAACUCCCCAGAGUUUGUUUUCGCAUGGCUCGGCCUGUGGGCUAUCGGAUGUGGCCCCGCGAUGAUCAACUACAACCUCACGGGAGCUGGGCUUAUUCACUGCCUCAAACUCAGCGAAGCGGAAAUCCUACUUGUGGACGCGGACCCGGAAAUCACAGCGCGGAUUAAUGACCAGAGGACCGAGAUUGAAAAUGAUGUGAAGAUGCAUCCCAUAUUGUUAGAUGAUUCUCUGAAGAGUCACAUCUCCUCGUUCCCGACAACUGUAGCCGACAAAAGCCUUGCUCGCAGCAUGGAGGGUGGCUUCCCAUCCAUGCUUCUCUACACAUCAGGCACAACUGGGUUGCCCAAGGGGUGCGCAUUUACCAUGCUUCGGUUGCAUACGACGAUCUUCCAAAAGCAUCUACGCGAUAAAAAGGGCUAUGGAGGCGACCGGUGGUACGUGUGCAUGCCGAUGUAUCAUGGUACCGCCUCAGUCUGCGUCAUGGCCUGCAUUCUCACUGGUGUGAGCAUUGCGAUAGCCAAGAAGUUCAGUACAAGCAGGUUCUGGAAAGACAUCCAUGACUCCGAAUCGACAUACUUCGUUUACGUUGGAGAAACAGCUAGAUAUCUCCUUGCGGCUCCACCUUCGCCAUUAGAUCGCGGCCACAAACUUCGCUGCAUGUACGGCAACGGUCUGCGACCCGACGUCUGGGAGAAAUUCCAGGAGCGGUUCGGUAUUGCGAACGUUGCAGAGUUCUUCAGUAGCACAGAGGGUCUAUUUGCCCUGAUCAAUUACGACAGUGGUCCCUACCAAUCCCGCUGCGUUGGACACCACGGCGCCAUCCUACGCCGCCUGAUGCAUAACGUCUAUGUCCCCGUCGUUAUCGACCCCAUGACCGGAGACAUGUACCGCGAUCCAAAAACCGGCUUCGCAACCCGCGCUCCCUACAGCGAAGGCGGCGAAAUCAUCAUCUCCGUCCCCGACGAAUCCGCCUUCCAGGGCUACUGGAAGAACCCCGACGCGACAGCCAAGAAGUUCGUCCGGGACGUUUUCAAGAAAGGCGACAUCUAUUAUCGCACCGGCGACGCCCUGCGCCGCACAGAUGACGGCCACUGGCACUUCCUCGACCGUCUCGGCGACACAUUCCGCUGGAAAUCCGAGAACGUGUCCACCGCAGAAGUAGCGACCGUGCUGGGCGAAUACCCCGGUGUCGCGGAGGCAAACGUCUACGGCGUCUCCGUCCCCACCCACGAAGGCCGUGCUGGCUGUGCGGCUAUCCUCAUCGAGCCCGACCAGCGGGCCAACUUCGACUUUGCCGCUCUUGUCCGCUAUGCGCGCGAAAGGCUGCCCAAGUAUGCGGUGCCGGUGUUCCUGCGCCUCGUUGAAGCUUCCAACCAUACCCACAACCAGAAGCAGAACAAGGUUCCCCUGCGAGAUGAGGGUGUUGAUCCUGAUAAAGUAGGGACGAAGGUUCCUGAAGGGAGGGAUGACCAGUUCUUGUGGCUUCUUCCGCAGAAUGAUACGUACGUGGAGUUUGGGCGGAGGGAAUGGGACGCCCUUGUCAACGCGCGUGUUAAACUAUGAAGUGGUCUUUGUGAUACAAUAAUUAUGCAUAUUUUACUCUUUUCGUUGUAUCAGAAUUUGGUGGUGGCCCGCCUUUUUCGUCCAGUAUUAAGCCCAAAACUUACAUCUUCAACCACAGGUUUACGUUAGUUAGUACAACGCUGCUCUUAUUUUCAAAAGAGCGGCCAAUUUAGAAUACUAGAUUUUUCAAUCAAAUAUUUUCAGCUAGACCUUUAGCUACUUCGUUUACACAGCUCAUUAUUUCAAGGGCAGAAGGGGGGGGGAAGAGGUUUUAUGAUCCAGAACUAAUGAGAUAGGCAUAGGUUACACUAUCUUAUUCUAGGCGAAUGCGGAGAAAACUCUCCAACACACCAAAAUGAAAAUGCGAUAUGAAGUUGUAGUUUAGUUACGGCAAACGAUAGGCAAAUAUCCCUUCCACCACGACUCGAAACGAGCGUCGCGCUUCCCAAAAUUUGGGAACUCCAUGGUCGUUCUCAUGGGGCACAUUUUAUUUACUUGUGUUCUUUUUAACUGGAAGAUA
This is a messenger RNA of Blastomyces gilchristii SLH14081, 3264 nucleotides long. RefSeq names its product AMP dependent ligase. The record is from RefSeq and is a predicted model, not a curated record. The coding region runs from base 855 to 2744 and encodes 629 amino acids. NCBI's taxonomy places the organism in Eukaryota, Fungi, Ascomycota, Eurotiomycetes, Onygenales, Ajellomycetaceae. The transcript has 3 exons. Gene Ontology annotation, molecular function: long-chain fatty acid-CoA ligase activity; long-chain fatty acid transmembrane transporter activity.